AGGAGGAAGAGGAAGAGGAGGAGGUUCUCCCUCACAGGGUACGUAGUCGCUGUGAUGUUCAGACGUCAGCAGCAGGACAGCAUGGAGGUCACAUCUCUGAUGAGGACUGCCAUGUUGCUGCUGCUCGCACAAGAUCACGUCAGUUGUUCUCAAAAAGCUGGUAAGGAACGUCGAUCUUUUCCUCGCGUGGACCCGAACAGACGGCAGCUCUUCGAAUACGAGCCGCUCGCCGUCAGCUGUGAGGGACUGGAGGGCCUGACUGGGUGGAGAGUGAUGAGGAGGAUCCGAGGUCUAGUUGGGACAUGUUCUCCACACUGGUCCACGUCCACAGGAGCCUGUAGGAUCACAAAUGCCAUCCAGGGAGACACUGGGGAGUACUGGUGUGAGAUGGGAGCAGCGAGAACCGGUUCUGUCAACAUCACAGUCACUGGCGGUCCGGUGAUCCUGGAGAGUCCCGUCCUCCCCGUGGCGGCGGGAGAAGCUACGACGCUGAGCUGCCGGGGUCAGCGGGGGACCUCCUCCCUCACAGCGGACUUCUAUAAAGACGGCCGCUUGAUGGAGAACAGCUCCUCCUUGAACAUCACCAUCCUCGGUGUCUCCAAGUCCAACGAAGGCCUCUACGCGUGCAGCCUGUCCGGUGAGACGUCCCCCGCCAGCUGGCUGCUGGUGAGAGGUGAGACGUUCGGCACCAUGUGCAGGUCCAGGUCCCCCAGUCUGGUAGAAGUAUCGUUGGUCCGUGAAAGAACCUGGUGGGAGGCGGACGCGAUGCCUGAGAACAGAUCUCUAGGUCUCAGAAUGGAUUCAGCGACAUCAAAAGUCCAAAAGCAGAUAUUUCUCAUCUUCUCAUCUUCUGCACAUCCACCCCCCCUCCAGCUGAGGAGCCUCAUCCCUUCCCUCCGCCCCUCCACCUGCUCGCCAUUGGUGUCGGGGUUUCCUUCGUGGCUUUGCUGCUGUUGGUGGGGAUUCUGCAACGCUGGAAGCGCCGAGCAGCCCCCGGAGACCCCCCCCCCCUCCCAGGCUUCGUCUCCUCAACCAGGUGAUGGACACCAACCUUCCUUCAUCGCAGCACGACACACUUCAUCUGUGUGUUAUGAACCAAUGCAAGUGACCCCCAGGAGCAUCGAACUGAACACAGAGGCCUCUUACUAUUCUGAGAUCCAGGAGACAUUCAGCGCCGUCUCAAAGUUCAACAACGGUGGGAGGGACUCCUGACUGAAGAAGGAAACACUGAGAAGGUUCCUUCGACCACACGGAGCUGUUCCGUUAAAGCAUUUUGUAAAUUAUUUUAAACUAAAUAAAGUUGUAUCUUUCCUUGGAA
Messenger RNA from Gasterosteus aculeatus aculeatus (three-spined stickleback), 1318 nucleotides. The record is from RefSeq and is a predicted model, not a curated record. NCBI's taxonomy places the organism in Eukaryota, Metazoa, Chordata, Actinopteri, Perciformes, Gasterosteidae.